Felis catus (domestic cat) is the source of this 2261-nucleotide messenger RNA. It is a transcript of the gene PRSS61, whose product is annotated as serine protease 58-like. Gene Ontology annotation, biological process: proteolysis. The record is from RefSeq and is a predicted model, not a curated record. Bases 1287 to 2150 code for a protein of 287 amino acids. NCBI's taxonomy places the organism in Eukaryota, Metazoa, Chordata, Mammalia, Carnivora, Felidae. Gene Ontology annotation, molecular function: serine-type endopeptidase activity. The transcript has 8 exons.
AUAUAUAGCACUGAGAACAAUGCCAGUAGCAUUCUAUAAGUGUUAGCUAUAAAUAUUAUUAUUAUUAUUCCAUAAGUGAAUAAAUUUUGUUGCACAUGAUUGUCACAUUUGUUAUUAAAAAGCCAAACAGAGUUGUUUUAAACCAUCUAAUUGUAAAAUAUCAUUUAAGAAGAAGCUGGCUCCCCAAAAUGAGAUCAUUUGCUUUAUUUUUAGAAAAUAAACCAAUAAUUUCCAAGGUAUCUUUGGACUGCUGCAAAGACAGUAAGAUUAAGUAAAGCUGGAUUCAGUGCCCAUGGUACCAGCUGUUUACAAAUAACUUUUAAAAAGUAAUACAGAAGGAAGAAUUACUAGAUUAAAAAGAAAAGAUUGCCUGAAUGUGCAUGUCAUAUAUAAUUAAAUCUAAAAAUCUAUUAUUUGCCACCUAUGUAUGUUAAACCUCUCUUCCUUGUGACAUCACACAAAAAUGGUGAAAUUUUCAUGAGACCUGAAGAGACUACUUAUAUGGUAUCAUCCUAAAUAACAACCAUAUAAAAUUUUUUUUGUGGGCCCCCUGAUGGCUGGAACUGGAGUGGGGUGGUAAUCAGUUACUUUCCUUCAUUCAGAGGAAAAUUAUAUCAGCUUAUAAGUUAAUAUUGGUUACACUUAGAUCACAAUUUUAUGCAUAGGUUCUCUAGAUAUUUACUUAUUUUUGAAAGUAAUUUUAACUCUUAUUUUUUGUAGUGUGGUAGAAAAUAUUAAAUUGGACUAAACCCCAUGUCAGAGAUAAAGUCUUGCUUGUAUAAUUAGGAAAACCUAAAAAAAAAAAAAAAGAUUUUAUAAACAUUGCAAAAGUCAAUCAAAAGGAUACCUUCUUGAGAAUGAAAACAACCUCUAGGUAAAUUGAAUUACUGUUCCCAAAUAUUUAUGUCCCUUCUAAUGGGAGGACUUUACCUCCCUACUUUUAAUAGCAGGCUUGGCCCUUUGCCUUGAUUUGUUCAGUGAAAUAUUAAAGGAAGUGAUGUUUGCCACAUAGUUCUGACAUCUCUCUUUUCCUUGUAUGACAAGAAUGGCAUGUCCCAAAGAUGGGAUGCCCCUUUCACCUGGGUCCCCGAAUAAUGGAACAAACUUGAAGAUGACUGUGAUUGACAAAUAAUAUGAAGAGAAAGAAUCCUUCCUUUGCGUAGUCACUGACCUAUGUGUUCCAGCUGGAGAAAAAGAAAACAUCCAGAAUCAUCUAUAGACUUGGUCCUUUUUGUCUGGAGGAUCAUGUGAUUUGCAGACAGUGAACCCAAGGCCUCAUAGCCCUGAUGCUGCACUUUGCUCUUUUACAAGAGUUGCUGCUUUCCCAACACCCCCACCUGCCAGGAGGAGAGGAAGCCAGAGUGACCAACAAGCUUGUGCAGCCACAAGAUGGCAGAGCCUCCAUCAUCCUCAACCUGGUAACAACAAUAAUUGUAAUACCAACACCAACACAAGUAAAAUUAGCCCAGCAGUUCAACCAGAUGAGCAUAGAAACUGCACCAACCUUUCUGGUUUUCCUGAACUCAGAAUAUGAGCCUUGUUUGGGGACCCUGAUCCACAAACAGUGGGUUCUCACUGCAGCCCACUGCUUCUUACCAUUUCUUGAGAUAAACGUUGCGGCUUCAAAAGAGAAUUUUCAAAACAAGAUGGGGAACUUAAGACCCACAUUUAUUGUCCAACACCCAGAUUUUACCCGGGAUUCUGCUGAGCAUGACCUCAUGCUCAUCAAGCUGAAUCAUCCCGUAGAGCUCAAGGAUCAGGUCAAGCUGGUGGUUCUACCCAACACCACGAAUGACAGAAGAGGGGAAAAGUGCACUGUCUCUGGCUGGGGCUGGGAAUGGAGGAAUUUCAACCCAGAACCUGAUAUCCAGAUAAACCAGACUGUCUUUUGGUUUUCUAAUGAUGACUGCCAAGAGUCCCUUGUAAGACAAAUUCCUAUUAAAAUCACAGAAAACAUGUUCUGUGCAGGAUCAUCUCUGGAGAACACACACUCAUGUAAGGAAUUAGAUGCUGUCCCAAUCCUGUGCCAAAAUCAGCUCCAUGGGAUCCUAUCUUGGUCAGCAGGGUGUAUUUUGAAAGGUGAUAUUGGCUACUACACCAAGGUUUCCUGCUAUACAGACUGGAUCCACAAAGUUAUCCACAGCAACUGAGCUCUCUCUGUUCCCUCUCCCAGUGGCCUCAGAACUGGGUCUACCAUUCUUGACCCUCUUUUCCCUUUAGCCUGAGAACAAGAUGGGAAUAGAGCCUUUAGCUAUAAGAAA